This is a messenger RNA of Musca domestica (house fly), 2402 nucleotides long. RefSeq names its product protein twist. The record is from RefSeq and is a predicted model, not a curated record. Gene Ontology annotation, biological process: developmental process; regulation of transcription by RNA polymerase II. The coding region runs from base 264 to 1805 and encodes 513 amino acids. NCBI's taxonomy places the organism in Eukaryota, Metazoa, Arthropoda, Insecta, Diptera, Muscidae. Gene Ontology annotation, molecular function: DNA-binding transcription factor activity, RNA polymerase II-specific; protein dimerization activity; RNA polymerase II transcription regulatory region sequence-specific DNA binding. The transcript is spliced from 2 exons.
GUACGGCAAGGAUUUUAACAUCAGUUGAGUUUGAGUCUUUCAUACGAUCGGAUAACAUUUUAUGAGCGUUCCUAUUGAAAUACGUCCAAAAAGAAGAAGAAUUUAAAACAUAUUGAAACAAUUAAUUAAUUGGAUUGCAAAACAUAAAUACAAUUUUUGGUUGUGACGAGUGAGAGACAUUGAAUUCGAAAAGAACACGUGUUGGAAAUAUAAACAAACCGUUGUAUUGAUAACUUGCGUGUGUGCGAAUUUUGCAAAAAACCAUGUCCGUGCGACCCGUUUCCCCAAAAGUUCUAUUGGACAUAAGCUAUAAACCAUUGCCAAAUAUAAUGGAUCUACAACACAAUGUCAUCAAAUUGAUAUCCGUGGACCAGCAGGCCUAUAUGCAUAAUCAGAAUUUGUCACAAAAUAUGGAUCCCCAACAGAUGUAUGGCCAACAGCCCACAGCGGGCCAAUUGCCACACAUGAUACUAAAUGGUGGCGGCGGGGGCCGUCAGCAUCAUGCCAAUGAAUUUAUGUGCUAUGGUGGUCCAACUGGUGCGCCAGAUCAUGAAGAUAAUGAUUACAAUAUUCCAAGCAGUGAAAUUUUGAGUACCACCAGCAGCCACAGUGCCAGUUCCACCCCGAAUAGCCAUAAUUUAGGUUCCCCAGAAAUGAACAACAAUCACAGCUAUGGCCAUCCGGACUCUGCCCCACAUCAACAACAAUAUCAGUUAAAUGAAAAUGGUAAACGCAGCCGGGAGUUUGAUUGUGGCCCCAACGACAUUUUGCAGGAUAACAAAAAGUUACACAUUAGCCCCUUGGGUCAUCCCGCCCAGCAGCAGCAGCAACAUAAUAUCACCGGUCAUUAUGUUCAACAUAAUGAACAGAAAUUUUUUGUUGAAUACCUACCGACCACAGUUAAUGAAGUGAAUUCAACGUUGAACGGAAAUGGUAAUCCCUCAUCAGGGGCGAAUGGCGCCCAAAUGGAGACACAAAAUUGCAGUGGAUCGCCACAUUUUGAGUUUACCGACGAAGAAAUGGCCGAGAAUAGCCAAGAUAAUUUUAAGCAUAUUUUCCGGCAACAACAACAAAUGCAUCAACAGGAUCAGCUGCAACAGCAGCAGACACAAAGAGUGAAUGGCAUGUUACUACAAACAAACGGCGCCAGCAAUAUUCCUCCAAAUGCCAUACAUUCCAGUGGCGGGCAUCAGGUCACAGGUGGUUAUGAACAAUUCGAGCAGGCGGGUUCCUUAAAUGGCAGUACCUAUUCCAGUUCAGAUCGGGAUGAAAUGGCCUCGUCCAGCAGCUAUAUGUUUCCCAAUGAAGAUGAACUCAGUGCCGGCGGUGGUUGUGAUACCAAUGAUGGCUCCAAGGAGUUUCGCAAGCCCAGACGUCGCACCAAACGUAAGGCCAGUAAAUCGGAAGACACCGAAGAUUUCCAUACGCAGCGCAUAAUGGCCAAUGUGCGGGAACGCCAGAGAACCCAGAGCUUAAACGAUGCCUUCAAAUCCCUGCAACAGAUCAUACCCACAUUACCCAGUGAUAAGCUCAGCAAAAUCCAGACACUUAAAUUGGCAACAAGAUACAUUGACUUCCUGUGUCGCGUGCUGUCCACAAGUGAAAUUGGCUUGCUCAAGGCCUUGGAUAAUAAUGCCGGUAAUGGUGGCUAUGCCAUGGGUGCUGCAUCCAUACUCAAUGAUGCCGAGGCAGAUCUUAAAAAUCUACGACGGGCAGCAGUGGCUCCCAUGAUACCGCCAGAGAAAUUGAGCUAUCUCUUUGGGGUUUGGCGAAUGGAGGGCGAUGCCCAGAAUAGUAAAUCAUAAUUUCCAUAAUGCAGCAGCAAUAACACAAAUUUGAUCCUUCCAAGCCUUCCAGCGCGUUAAGCAACUAUUGUGUGGUGCACAGUGCAACACUUGUUAUCAUUUCCAUUUAGUAUUAAUAAAAAAACACUCUCUAUCUUCCCUCUGAUCCCUUUCUAAGUAACAAAAACAAAAAAUCGUUCUACCAUGAUGUACAUAGACAUCUCCCCGCUCCCCCUUCUCAUGAAAACUCAUUAGGCUUAAGAUUAUGUUUAAGCAAAAAUUACCAUGUAAUUCCUAGUAUUUAUAGUUAAUAAGCAAAUUUUUAUUUUUUAUAUAUAUCUAUUUAUGUUUAUAGUAAAAACAACAACAACAAAAAAGAAAGAAAGAAAUAUAGGCUGCUCUAUGUGUUAUUACCACUUAAGCAAGUUGAGGUUGUUACAGGGUUUACAAUGGCCAAAGUUUUACCAUGUGAAACGUAUAGGUACAUAUUUUCUAGACCCCUAUAUUGUUAGUUUAAACUUUUUUAUGAACUCAAAAGGAAGAUGAAAAAAAUCCAACAAAUAAACACAAAAGAAACUGAAUUGUUAAAAUCCUACAAAAAAAAAAAAAAAAAGAAAA